This is a messenger RNA of Carica papaya (papaya), 1931 nucleotides long. It is a transcript of the gene PLA-I{BETA]2, whose product is annotated as alpha/beta-Hydrolases superfamily protein. The record is from RefSeq and is a predicted model, not a curated record. Gene Ontology annotation, molecular function: glycerophospholipase activity. Gene Ontology annotation, biological process: lipid metabolic process. Lineage: Eukaryota; Viridiplantae; Streptophyta; Magnoliopsida; Brassicales; Caricaceae.
UUUCUCUGUGUUCUAUUUUCUUCUCUCUCUUAUCUCUCUCCAUGCAGAUUAGCUCUACGCUUCCGGCUCAUAACCUCAACAUCUUUCAGGCGAGGAGAUCCACUUUCAGAUGUCAGCAAUCGCCGUUAAACCCUUUCACGAAUAAGCCUCUCUCUUCCGCUUCUUUCUCUCUGCGUUCUCACAAGUCAAUUACCUCCACUGAGUUGACCAAGCUACACCUCUCUAACCUCGAGAAGUUGCUUCAAAAGCAAGCUCCAGACUCAAACCAGCAUGAUCUACUUCCCCCCGUUAGUUUUUCCAACAAGAAAUCUAGGGCCUCGUUUGAAGGCUUAAACCUGGAGAGAAUUUGGCCGGAAAUGAAAGCCGCCGAGGAGAUGUCUCCCAGACACCUUAACCGGCUUCAACGGCUUUUAUCCAAGACGCCGGAGUAUUCUCCCAGGAACAGUCUUGGCUCCCGGUGGCGCCAGUAUCACGGCUGCAAUGACUGGGCCGGGUUACUCGACCCGCUCGACGAGAACCUCCGGAGGGAAGUGGUCAGGUAUGGGGAAUUCGUUCAAGCCGCUUACCAUGCCUUCCACUCUUCUCCAGGCAUGUCAGCAGACGAAGCUCCCUUGCCCAGACACGUGGCGUUACCCGAUAGGUCCUACAAAGUAACAAAGAGUCUCUACGCUACAUCCUCCGUCGGGUUACCCAAGUGGGUGGACAAGGUGGCGCCGGAUCUCGGGUGGAUGACCCAACGAUCAAGCUGGAUCGGGUAUGUAGCAGUUUCCGAUGACAAAAAAGAGAUCCAACGGAUGGGAAGGAGGGAUAUUGUGAUCGCGCUACGAGGAACCUCCACGUGUCUAGAAUGGGCCGAGAAUUUGAGAGCCCAGUUAGUUGACAUUCCCAAAACGGAGGACGACAACACGCAAAACGCAAAAGUGGAAUGCGGAUUCCAGAGUUUGUACAAGACACGUGGAGAUCACGUUGCGAGCUUAGCGGAAUCCGUGGUAGAAGAAAUUAGACGGUUAACGGAGUUAUACAAAGGGGAGACGUUAAGCAUAACGGUGACAGGUCACAGUCUCGGAGCGGCGUUAGCGGUGUUAGUAGCGGAGGAAUUGAGCGGGUGCACAAGUGAAGCACCGCCGGUGGCGGUAUUUUCAUUCGGCGGGCCGCGGGUGGGGAACAAAGGGUUCGCGGAUCGUAUAAACAGGAAGAAAGUCAAAGUACUCCGGAUAGUCAACAAUCAAGACCUGAUAACCAGAGUACCGGGAAUAUUUUUCGCAGAAGAAGAUCAAGAUGAGAAAUCUGCGAAGAGGAUGACGAAGAUCAGGAGUGUGAUAGAACGGAACAACCCACUGGCAUACUCUCAUGUGGGAGCUGAGCUGAGGGUGGAUACAAGGAUGUCGCCGUACUUGAAACCUAAUGCUGACGUCGCCUGCUGUCAUGAUCUGGAGGCGUAUUUGCAUUUGGUAGAUGGGUAUUUGGCAUCAAACUGUCCGUUCAGAGCAAAUGCGAAGAGGAGUCUAUGGAAGUUGGUGAAUGAACAGAGGUCAAAUGUGAAGCAGUUGUAUACAAAAAAAGUAAAGUCGUUGACUUUAAACAAGCUUGACGCAGAUACAAUCUCCAGCAUCCCUUCUUGUUUGCCAAGUCCAUCCUGAUCAUCAUAUACUAUAAUUAUAUAUAAUACUACUUUAGAUAAUCCCAAGAAAUUAUGAAAAAGAAUGGAGAGGAAAUAUUCAAACUUCAUGUUAUUAAGAAGAAGUAGAGAUAUAAUCCUUCAUUCAUUUUUACCCAAAAAAGAAAUAUAUGAGAAAGAAAUUUCUUUUUUGGGUGGUGCACUGUAUUAGAUCUAGCUAGUUGUUAUGGAGCAGUAAUGUUUACUAGCUAGUUUUCGGUACAAGAAGUAGACUGUAAUAAGUUCUUUUUUUUUUCAAUGAAUAGUAAGUGUU